UGAAAAGUCAGAUUCGUGCAUAAGAUGGAAGGAAAGAUGGCAGCAAAAGGGACACAACCCUUUGACUUUUGCGCUGUCAAAUCCAAGACACCGACCAGGAGCCCGAGGCUCUAUUAAAUUUCUCUCGCACCGACUUGAACUACUGAGUUUCUUAAUUUCCACAGGUGACAAGUUGGUUCAAUACAUCACACAGUGUACUACUGUAUAUUAUACGGUGCCUGCAUCAUACACUACCGGAGGUUGACAGUGUUCAGCUUUCUCUGCGUGCAGACAGUCAAAAAAGAUUUGAUUGGCGUGGACACCGAUCGGCAGGAAUGCUACACUCUUUCUUGUCCGUGAUGGAUCUCAUCAAAAGUUGUUCCAUUUUCUGCAAUUUGUCAUUUAUGGAUGGGAGGAAGAUGCAAUGAAGACUGCGACUGGACCGGUGUGCAGAAUGGACCAAGAAUUCUGCUGAUCGAGCUACUGGGAUAUCAUGAAUUGCAGGCUUAUUGUGGAGAUUUGACUGUCAAGCGAGUCAUUUCAGAUAAUGCAACAAGAGACCAAUCUCAACACAUUUUUGGAAAACAUGGAGUACGAGCGAAAGAGAUAUUGCAACUUGUUGAAGGACAGAUGGACAGGAAGGUGAGGAGGAGGGUUUAGGGUUAAUAGAUAGGCCAGCUUAGUAGCCAUUCCUCAUGGUUAUGAGACUAGAUCACUUCUGAAGAGGUAUUCUUUAAGAAACUCAUUAGGAGGAAGAGGAGAGGCACGUUGUGUUGGUCAGAUUGCAAGCGAAUACGCCAACGUUCUACAACAUGGCGGACAAGGUGCAGGUGUGUGUCUUUGACAUGAGCAGAGGACAGAUUGAAGGUCAGGAGCUUGACAAAAUUUUGUUCUUUUCUCCUGCCAACUGUCCACUCCCUUCACAGCUGUCAGUUGUUGGUCUCAGUGAAGGCCUCAUCACUUUCACCAGGAUCUUCUCGCCACUUUCGCCAUGUGAGUUAAUGGAAGCAGAGCGGCACACUCAUGUUUUCCAUCAAUGCGAGCCAGAUCUGUGGAUAGUCAUGGUGGUGGAGAAGAGUAAAGAGACUGAGGAGGCACUUCGUGAAGGUGCACUACGUGCAGUUUUGAAGGAUGCACACAACCUGUUCGUCUUGUUCUAUGGAUCCUUAAGAGCUCUCCUUCAGUCCCAUCCUAGGGGUGAUGUUGCACGGAGCUGUCUCCAUGCCUUCUUUCCGGACUACCUUUCUGAUUUUAUGACCGGGAAAAAGUUCCGCAUCCCAUCUAUUUCUGAAUCAUUGACCCACCGAGGAACUGUUCAGCUCUUUUCUCCUCAACGAGAAACACUGUUGGAGGCUCAGUCACUUCAAGAGCUUUUGAAAUCAUGGUCUGGCGGGGGAAUGGUUCGACAUGUCAUGAUUCUGUUUCAUAAUAUCUUGUUAUCGAGCACCCUUUCCCCGGCAGAUACGACAACGCUUUUUCUGUAUGCCACUCUGCGUAUGAUGCCAUCCUCACUGUCUCAGGCACCAAGGAGCCGAUCUUCUUCCCGAAGAGAGAACCCUGCAGCUGGACCUGCUGGUCUGCUGGCCAGCAAUCUCAACAAUGCUCUAGGUCCAUCAAGAUUACGCAACCUGUUCACUAACUUGACUACAAGUCCGUCGUCUGAUGUGGUGCCUAAUCCUCAUAUUUCAGACGCACAUGACUCUUCAGUUGAUGAUCAAGGUACAAGAUCGUCUGUUCCUCGACCACUAGUACACGAAGGUUGGUGGCGAGAUGCCGAUAAUUUCUUAUGCACGGAUGCGUGGGGAUCAGAAACGGGAAGAAGCAAAAUGCUUCCAAAUGUCACGCUUCGGCAGUCAGAGGAACGGCUCAAUCUCUGUGUUUACCAGUUCAGGUCACUUACUCUUGUGAUGCUUGUCCCAAAAUCUGGUGGCUCUGAUCUCAUACCAAACCUACAAGGACAACUACUUGAGAAGGCAGCACAUAAGAUACAGAAAUUGGAAGAGAAGGUGGUGAAGGAAUGGCCAGGGAGCAACGCCUGGCAUGUAGCAGGCUACAGAUACCUAUACAACGACUCCAACAACAAAGUAUCCAGAUUCUCACCAGCUAGUAAAGUGGCCACACUUUCACUGGAGUCGUUGGCUGCACUCAACCGCAUAAGACAAGAGAUUGAUCUAGAAACGGGGCGAUCAGAAAGGAGUUCUUCCAUGGAGGACAGAGAGUUGGAACUUUGUGUGAGAACUAAGCAAAAUGCCUGGGUAAUAGUACGGACUCGAGGUGGACUUGAACUUUAUACUGUCCUCGAGAAGGCCAGUAACACUUUGUUGCUGGCCUGUGAUGCCGUGGAGAAACUUAGCAAGCGAUACUUCAACGGGAGUUUUUCAUCUGAUUAAUCAGUUUCUGCCUCCUCCGACUUCAUUCUUCUGCAGUCUACCUGGACACUGAGCGACUUUCAGAAUCUUCUUUUCCGUCCAUUUUCAAACUGCAACAUUGUUUUCAGGAUACUGUCCUCACUCCUUGAUACUGCUCUUGUUGGAUCAAGAAAAAAUCAAGAAAGACGAGAGCAUCAAUGUGUACAAGGUCGGUCAGUUGUUUAUCCACAGCUUUAUUCUUUUAGCAGAUGGCCAGUCGAGGAUGGUCGAAAAUAGUACCCCUAACAAUCAGAUGAGUUCCAUCUGAGCAGAGUUUUCAACUUUUCAAUUAUCGUUUGACAUUUUUUAGUUCCAAGUUAGUGGUCCUCCUAAAACUGCAUGCUUUCAUUACGACCCAACAAUUCACCUAGCUAGAUCAGGCGAAAAAUCUACCAGAGGCUAUUUCUACCAUCUUUCAGCUGCAAGAUUUUUGCUUCCGUUUACUCGGGAGCACAUAGAUCGAGGAUGAACUUGAUUUCACUUUUGUACAGUUUUGUGAUGUACUUAUAACCUCGACCACACAUUGUGGCGUUCACGUACAUUACGAAUGGGCUUACAGAGGGCAAUGGCGUUACAUCUAGAGACAGAGUGUACAAAAGAUAUGCAGCUAGCUCCCUGGCCAUCUUGAUGCUUACCUCGAAGAGUACUUCAGUACCUGACUUUGUGAGAGGUGCUCAACGUGUAGGAUGUAUGUUUGACCCCAACGUUCUCGUUGGACAUGUAGGAUUGAACAUUUGCGGCUUUUGUUACAGAGCUUCUUUUAUGUCUCCAAGUAUUUGUCAUGUCUGUUCUAUCCGCUGCUCUGCUCAUCUUCGAAUAUUGCUUGACCACAAGUUGUGGUUGCACCUGUGUAAAUCACGGAUCACUAUUCCUCGCCAAGAUCGAAAAAAAGGACAAUUAAUCAUCGUUAUGAGGCUUACAUGAAGAUGUACGGAAGUUGGCUACUUCUAGGAGAAGUUGCCGCUCGUUACGGUGUCGACUCAUGAUAGUCAAGAAGGAUGUCACUGGAGUGUAGGAACUAACCUGCGGGUAUGAGUUCGUAGAUAUGCUCAGUCUGGAUCAUACUGUCCAGCUUGCAUCCAGGUGUUACGUAAACGUGCAGCGGACAGGGAAAUAGGAAACUUGAUCGUUCAGUUGUCUUUUUCUCAUCUUUUCAAAACAUUAAACAAAUAUUAUUACUUUGUUUCAAGU
This is a messenger RNA of Marchantia polymorpha subsp. ruderalis, 3578 nucleotides long. Lineage: Eukaryota; Viridiplantae; Streptophyta; Marchantiopsida; Marchantiales; Marchantiaceae. The record is from the annotation of a GenBank genome assembly.